AUGUAUUCAGUUCGUGGAGGAAAACUUAAUUUAAAAGGUACUGAUGAUGAUUCUUCACGUACAAAGAAACGAAAGAAGCAUUCAUCUUCAUCAUCAUCGUCGUCAUCGAAAAAACAAAAACCAAUUAUUGAUAAUGAUGAAGAUGAUGGUGAACAAGAUUAUGUUCAACAUGAUGGUUGGUGGAAAGUAACAAAAUUUCAUGAAAUUAAUGGCAAUAUUGCUAUUGAAUUUGGUACAAAUAGUUAUGUUCAUUCAUUAGAUAAUGGUCUAUUUUGUGUUGGUCCAACACGACCAUUUGGCGAAGGACCUGAACAACAACAAAUUUUAACAGCAAUUCGAACAUCAGAAAAUAAAAUUGCAUUAAAAUCUGGUUUUGGUAAAUAUUUAGCAAUUAAUAAAAAUGGUUUAGUUAUUGGUCGAUCAGAUGCUAUUGGAAUGCGUGAACAUUUUGAACCAGUUUUUGAAAAUGGAAAUUUAGCAUUAUCAGCAAGUAAUAAUAAAUUUAUUCGUUUUAAUGAUGAAGGUGAUCUUGUUGCACUGGAUGAUAGUGCAACUGAAGCAAAUUUUAUACAAAUACGAUCAAAUGCUAAACGUAUACAUGAAAAAGAUAAACGACAAAAAGAAUUACCUAUUGAAGAACAAGGUUCUAUUCAAGAUACAGAAAUGAAUUAUGUUAAAAAAUUUCAAAAAUUUCAAGAUAAAAAAUUACGAAUCAAUCCAGGAGCUGUUAAUGAAUUGGUUAAUGCAAAGAACAGUGGUGCAUUACAUGAAGCUUUACUUGAUAGACGUGAACAAAUGAAAUCUGAUCGUUAUUGUAAAUAA
Molecule: messenger RNA, 822 nt
Organism: Rotaria sordida
Lineage: Eukaryota; Metazoa; Rotifera; Eurotatoria; Philodinida; Philodinidae
Source: the annotation of a GenBank genome assembly